This is a messenger RNA of Cucurbita pepo subsp. pepo (vegetable marrow), 4164 nucleotides long. The record is from RefSeq and is a predicted model, not a curated record. NCBI's taxonomy places the organism in Eukaryota, Viridiplantae, Streptophyta, Magnoliopsida, Cucurbitales, Cucurbitaceae.
AGAGAGAGAGAGAGAGAGAGAGAGAGAGGAGGAGGAAGAAGCCAUUAAUGCAGAGCUCAACCACCCAUUUCUAGGGCAAUAUUACUUCACUCACAUUCCACAAAGAGAUUAACGACGCCUCAGAUUCACCAAUGUGAUACUCUCCUCUUCAAGCAUUGCAUUGUUUCUUAGUAACUUUCUCUCUCUUUUGGUGCUGGAUUACUUGUCUGUUUCCUUUCUCUGGUUUAGCUCAUAGAUCGCGGUCCACCAUGUGGAACACGGCAGAGAACGUGUUCGUUCGGACGGCGUCGUUCAGGGAGGAGGGGGAAGAUGAGGAGGCGCUCCGGUGGGCGGCACUCGAGAGGCUACCGACGUAUUCGCGUGUGCGGAGAGGAAUUUUCAAGAACAUUGUUGGACAUACCAAGGAGGUUGAUGUUACUGAGCUUGAGGCUCAAGAGCAGAAGCUUCUUAUUGACAGAUUGGUUAGUUCGGUUGAUGAUGAUCCCGAGGUGUUCUUUCAACGAAUGCGACGGCGCUUCGACGCAGUUGAUUUGGAGUUCCCAAAGAUUGAGGUUAGAUUUCAACAGUUGACAGUAGAAUCGUUUGUUCACAUUGGAACCAGGGCUCUGCCGACUAUUCCCAACUUCAUGUGCAACAUGAUGGAGACACUUCUUAGGAAACUGAAAAUAUACAGCAGUCAGAGAAGUAAGCUGACAAUUUUAGACAAUGUCAGUGGAAUUAUAAGACCUUCCAGAUUGACUUUGUUACUGGGUCCCCCAAGCUCUGGAAAGACAACUUUUCUUCUAGCCCUUGCUGGUCUCCUUGGAAGUGAUUUGCAGCAAUCAGGGAGAAUAACAUAUAAUGGGCAUGGCUUCAAUGAGUUUGUUCCGCAGAGGACAGCAGCUUAUGUUAGUCAGCAGGAUCGACAUAUUGCUGAGAUAACUGUUAGAGAAACCCUUGAUUUUGCAGGCCGUUGUCAAGGCGUGGGGUUCAAAUAUGACAUGCUCAUGGAACUAGCAAGAAGGGAAAAGAUUGCAGGGAUAAAACCUGAUGAAGAUCUUGAUAUAUUUAUGAAGUCCUUGGCUCUAGGGGGUCAAGAGACAAGCCUUGUGGUGGAGUACAUUAUGAAGAUUUUAGGGUUGGACGUGUGUGCUGACACAUUGGUAGGAGAUGAAAUGCUAAAAGGGAUUUCUGGAGGUCAAAAAAAGCGUCUUACAACUGGUGAAUUGCUCAUUGGUCCGGCAAGAGUUUUAUUCAUGGACGAGAUAUCAACUGGGCUUGAUAGUUCAACAGCCUAUCAAAUUAUCAAAUAUCUUAGGCAUUCUACCUGUGCACUUGACUCAACCACUGUAGUUUCUCUGCUGCAGCCUGCUCCUGAAACCUAUGAGCUAUUUGAUGAUGUUAUACUUCUUUGUGAAGGCCAAAUUGUAUAUCAAGGACCCAGAGAAGCUGUUCUUAAUUUCUUCGCAGCUAUGGGAUUCACCUGUCCAGAGAGAAAGAAUGUUGCAGACUUCUUGCAAGAAGUUAUAUCAAAGAAGGAUCAGGAGCAGUACUGGUCAGUUCCUGAUCGUCCUUACCAAUUUAUCCCCGCAGCAAAGUUUGCCAAAGCUUUUCGUUUGUAUCACAUCGGGAAGAGUUUAUCUGAAGAAUUGGAAGUUCCUUUUGAUAGACGUUAUAACCAUCCAGCUUCCUUGUCAUCUUCUCAAUAUGGCGUAAAAAGGCGUGAACUUCUUAAGACCAGCUUUUCAUUGCUAAGGCUAUUAAUGAAGCGAAACUCAUUUAUCUACAUUUUUAAAUUUGUUCAGUUACUAUUGGUUGCAAUAAUUACAAUGAGUGUCUUUUUCCGGACAACAAUGGAUCAUGACACAAUUGAUGGCGGAGGAAUUUAUCUUGGGGCACUCUACUUUUCUACUGUUAUCAUCCUUUUUAAUGGAUUUACAGAGGUGUCAAUGCUGGUGGCCAAAAUUCCUGUACUUUACAAGCACAGGGACUUGCACUUUUAUCCAAGCUGGGUUUAUACUCUUCCUUCUUGGAUCUUGAGUAUUCCAGUUUCACUCAUGGAAUCUGGUUUCUGGGUUGCAGUCACGUAUUAUGUGAUUGGAUAUGAUCCUGCUAUCACUAGAUUCUUGCGGCAAUUUUUGUUAUUCUUUUCUCUGCAUCAAAUGUCUAUAGCGCUCUUUCGCCUCAUGGGAUCAUUGGGCCGUAACAUGAUUGUUGCCAAUACCUUUGGAUCCUUUACUAUGUUAGUUGUUAUGGCUCUCGGAGGAUAUAUUAUUUCAAGAGCUUUGGGUAAAAGCCAAGCUGUAGUCUCCAAGGAAGAACUGCAAGAAAGAGAGAAAAGAAGGAAAGGAGAAACUACUGUCAUUGAGUUGAGACAGUAUUUGCAAUACUCAGGAUCAUUGAAUGGUCUGAAUCUGAUUAAGCUAGUGUUGGGAAGAAUACAAGCAUGUNGGAUGGUACUUCCCUUCCAACAACUUUCUAUGUCUUUCAGCAACAUUAAUUACUAUGUUGAUGUUCCCAUGCACCUAAAGAUUCUACGUGAGAUUACACAUUGGUUGGAGAGAGGAACGGAGNAGGACAAAUUGCAACUGUUGGUUAAUGUUAGUGGAUCUUUCAGACCAGGUGUGCUUACAGCGCUACUAGGAGUCAGUGGAGCUGGUAAAACUACUCUCAUGGANCUCUUCCUAGAUACAUUUGCUAGAGUUGCUGGUUACUGUGAACAGACAGAUAUUCACUCCCCAUGUUUGACUAUUAUGGAAUCACUUCUCUUUUCGGCUUGGCUGCGAUUACCUUCAGAUGUUGACUUGGAGACACAAAGGCAACCAAUGNCUGCUGCCAUUGUCAUGCGGACAGUGAGGAAUAUUGUCAAUACCGGGCGUACAAUAGUCUGCACAAUCCAUCAGCCCAGCAUAGACAUUUUUGAAUCUUUUGACGAGCUUUUAUUAAUGAAGCGUGGAGGAGAACUCAUCUAUGCUGGUCCAUUAGGGCCCAAGUCUCGUGAACUUAUCAAGUACUUUGAGGCAGUUGAAGGAGUGCCAAAGAUCAAAUCUGGCUAUAAUCCUGCUACAUGGAUGCUUGAGGUCACUUCUGCAGUUGAAGAAAAUCGUCUUGGAGUCGAUUUUGCUGAAGUUUACCGGAGAUCAUCUCUAUUCCAACGAAAUCUAGACUUGGUUGAAACCUUGAGCAGGCCCAUCAGUAAUUCAAAAGAACUAAACUUCCUAACAAAGUAUUCUCAGUCAUCUUUCAAUCAGUUCUUAGCUUGCCUAUGGAAACAGAAUUUGUCUUACUGGCGGAAUCCACAGUACACUGCAGUGAAAUUCUUUUACACUGUUAUUAUCUCAUUGAUGCUUGGAACCAUAUGUUGGAGAUUUGGUGCCAAAAGGGAAACCCAACAAGACUUAUUUAAUGCUAUGGGAUCCCUCUAUGCUGCUGUUCUUUUCAUUGGAAUCACCAAUGCCACUGCCGUUCAACCAGUUGUUUCAAUUGAGCGGUUUGUCUCGUAUAGAGAAAGAGCUGCUGGAUUGUAUUCUGCAUUACCAUUUGCAUUUGCUCAGGUGGCUAUCGAGUUCCCUUAUGUGUUUGCACAGACAAUUAUUUAUUGCGCCAUUUUCUACUCCAUGGCUGCAUUUGACUGGACAGCUUUGAAGUUCAUUUGGUAUAUUUUCUUUAUGUAUUUUACCUUGCUAUACUUCACUUUCUACGGAAUGAUGACAACAGCUAUCACACCAAAUCAUAAUGUGGGUUCCAUCAUUGCUGCUCCCUUCUAUAUGCUUUGGAACCUCUUUAGUGGCUUCAUGAUUCCUCACAAGCGAAUCCCAAUAUGGUGGAGAUGGUAUUAUUGGGCUAAUCCUGUGGCUUGGAGUUUAUAUGGACUCCAAGUAUCACAAUAUGGCGAUGACAAUAAGCUUGUAAAGCUAUCAGAUGGAAUUAACUCGGUAGCGAUCCACGACGUUCUCAAGCAUGUUUUCGGGUUUAGACAUGAUUUCUUAGGCGUAGCUGCCAUCAUGGUCUUUGGUUUCUGCCUGUUUUUUGCCACCAUCUUUGCUUUCGCCAUAAAAUCCUUCAACUUCCAAAGGAGAUGAGAGGUUUGGUUCUUAUAGAUUCUGUAUAGUAUGUACCUAAGAUCACUCAUUGUACACUUCUAGCUCGAAGUUUUCUAUAUAGAAAGAAAUAAUAGUUUCUUCA